UCAGUUUCGGUGAAGUUUCUCUUCACUGAAUCCUCAGUGAGUGAGUGAGUCCAAGGUUGCACGGUGCUCAUGUGUACGUAGUGAUCUUCGAUCAUUGGAACGUGGAUUGUUUUUUUAAUUUUUUAGUCCCAUAUAUUAUCAGCAGACCUCUAGUCCCUGAUAUUCCAGGAUGAAGUGGCUCUUGGUAGCAGCAUCUCUGAUCGCUUCAGUUGACUGGAGCCGAGGGCAUAUCGUCGCAAAGCCAGUGCCUUUGGAAACUGAAUUUUAUGAGCUGGAGUGUAACUAUGAAGGAAACUUGGAGUUCUGGCUUCUUCAUGGUGAAGGAGAAGCUCUUUAUCCCACUGAAGUACUUAAGUUCGAGGAACUGACUGUCUACGCCAACGGAAGCAUCAUUUUCAAGAGCAUCAAGCUCGAACAUGCUGGUGUCCACACGUGUGUCAAGAAAGUAGGAAGUGAGGUCCGCGCUCAUGCUGUUCCUCUGGAAGUUCGACCUCUGCCUCCUGCUGACCUCUGGGGUGAAGUCUAUCAGUCCAAGUUUCUGACGGGCCUGAUUGCUGCUCUGGUGUGCUUCUCUCUGUUCGCCCUCACUUGCCUCGUGUACACCAAGCGCUGGAGACCUUCUGAGAAGUACUCAGAUGCCAGUCCCAUUAUCAGUAAUGGUUAUGACAACCCAGUCAUGAAUGCUGUUGAGGAAGAUUCUUCAAGCACCAAGAUGUAAUAAGGACCAAGAUGAGAAAUCAAUUAGAUCCUCUUCUCAGCCUUUACAAAUGUAGUAUAGAAAUGCACAAAUCACAAUUGUACAAAAUGCACCUUGCAUGGAAUUUCCAUACCUAGUAGAGAAUGCACUCAGUAACAGACUGUAGGUGACUUACCCUUGCACCUUUUACACCUUCUAGACUCUUUUUCUGAACAUGAGCAUAAUAACAAGCUUCUGCUCCUCGGUUUAUAUCCUUGUUUAGUUGGUUUUCCAUUGAACCGCAGGUUAUCGAAAAAAAAAUUUUGUGCAAAAUUUCUUAUUGGAAUUUAUUGUUGUUUACAUCAAUCAAGUAUGAUAAUUGGCUUUCUCUGUCACUCACAGAUCACAUUCUUAAGAAAGAUAUUGCUUGCAGCAAUUGCAACAGUAAGGGAAUUUGUUCGUUGAUCCGUAAUGUGUGAGCGAGAGCAAAUCUCUGUACACUUUUUGUACAAAGAGACCGAGUAACUUCCAAAGGAUUGCCUGAAAAGAUACCCUCAUUGAACUGUAUUGACCUCUGUACAGGAAUUUUAAUGUAGGAGCGGACAGCUUGGCUCAUGGUCUCAGUUGAACAGCUGGAGGGAAC
Messenger RNA from Macrobrachium nipponense, 1319 nucleotides. RefSeq lists its product as uncharacterized. The coding region runs from base 170 to 718 and encodes 182 amino acids. The transcript is spliced from 6 exons. The record is from RefSeq and is a predicted model, not a curated record. NCBI's taxonomy places the organism in Eukaryota, Metazoa, Arthropoda, Malacostraca, Decapoda, Palaemonidae.